UCCAAACCCUAAACCUGGCUGGUGCUUCUGCUUCUCUCGCGCAGGGUUUCGCCAAGAUUUAACAACUAGGGUUUCUUCUCUUUCGCCACUCAUGGCUCCUAAAGCUGAUAGUUCGAAGAAGGCUGAUCCAAAGGCACAGGCCUUGAAAACUGCCAAGGCAGUUAAGUCAGGUGCUACCUUUAAGAAGAAGGCAAAGAAGAUCCGAACAACUGUUACCUUCCACAGGCCAAAGACAUUGAAGAAGGAUAGGAACCCCAAAUACCCACGCAUUAGUGCUCCACCUAGGAAUAAGCUUGACCACUAUCAGAUUUUGAAAUAUCCUCUCACAACUGAGUCUGCUAUGAAGAAGAUUGAAGACAACAACACUUUGGUUUUCAUUGUCGACUUAAGAGCCGACAAGAAGAAGAUCAAGGAUGCAGUGAAGAAGAUGUAUGAUAUUCAGGCCAAGAAAGUAAACACCUUGAUCAGGCCUGAUGGAACCAAGAAGGCUUAUGUCAGGUUGACGCCUGAUUAUGACGCCCUGGAUGUGGCCAACAAGAUUGGAAUUAUCUAAACUGAUACAUGGUCUCACCAAAGGUUGAUUUCUGUUUAGAUUUUAUUUUGUUGAUCAUUGAGGGAGACAUUUGAAGGUUAAGUUCUAAAUUUUUGCGGAUUGUUAUCUGGUGUAUUUUAGUUCAAUUGGAAUUAAAUUUACUUUUGUUACAAUUUACAAUUUGAUGAGUAAAUGAGUCGUUAGCAUUGUCCAAUCUAA
Cajanus cajan (pigeon pea) is the source of this 751-nucleotide messenger RNA. RefSeq names its product large ribosomal subunit protein uL23. Lineage: Eukaryota; Viridiplantae; Streptophyta; Magnoliopsida; Fabales; Fabaceae. Gene Ontology annotation, cellular component: ribosome. Gene Ontology annotation, molecular function: structural constituent of ribosome; rRNA binding. The record is from RefSeq and is a predicted model, not a curated record. Gene Ontology annotation, biological process: translation.